AUGGCGGAACACGAUCAAAUCGUACUAGAUGAGCAACUAUCGUCCUCUGCUGCCAGAAUGCAAAAGCUGACGAUGAGUGCUGCACGAACGAACAUGCUGUGCCUGAUGCUGACCGCUGUCGGUGGAGUGCUCAUUAUGUCCGCCAUUGCCUUUGGGUUCUACAUGACCGUAUCCUCUGCAGCACUCCCACAGCAAACGGCGGGCCGGGUUGAGGUAGAACCGGCUGCGGCACAGGAACACGACGUGCUGGAAGAGGUGCGUCAAAUGUACUUCAAGGCGGAAGCACAGGACGUACUGAUGAGUUCGCUUCAGCUGCUGGAGCUGAUGAAGGAGUUCGAGCCAAUUCUCGAGCGCCAACGCCGCCGCAGAGAUGUUGGCGAGUUCGUACCCAAUCGUAUCUCACGGGGUGAUGAUCGUUCCGAGGAGAUCACGUACGGUGUUCGGCGGCGUGUUCAGCGCGAAUACGACUACGGGAUGGUGCCGAUCGUGUACGGAGGUGCGCUGGCAGAACCCGUACUGCCGAGAAGUUCCCGCAACCGUCGUCAUGCCAUUUCGCUCGAUGAGCUGCAGCGUGCCAAGCGCCGGGCCCAGCACGACUACCGGCGGCUGGAGAAUGAGUACAACCGGUGUCGGAAGGAGGCACCGAACGGGAAGCUGUGCGAUCAGAUCUACGAAAAGCUGCAACGUCUGUCGGAGGAGAUGAACGCACGCUUUAUGGAGAUGGCGAAUCUGCUGCAAGGUUUCCACGAGGUUGGUCUAACGACUGAGGAGACCGUCACGUAUCCGCAGGUAUUUUUUGGCCUCAGUGAGCCUGCCUCGUCGAGUGUUGCUACUUCCGAACGCAGCACUACCCCCGAACAUGAUUCACCGACCGCGACCGUUGAGCAGUUGGUGAAUGAAACGGAUUUUACUCACCGCGCGUCUAAAGCCAAGUGGAGUACCACUACGGAGCCGAUGAGCACUACACCGGCCGCUCCGUUGGUGUUUGAUCCGAACCUCCACAAACCGGUGGUGAACAGUUCCAUCCGCAGCUUGGACGAUCUGUUUGACCAUAUGAGGCUCGGUGAGACGAUCACGUCGCAUCCCACCGAACGGACCACCGAACGUGACGAUCUCUUUGAGAUGGAGCUGUUCCACGCCAGUUCCAGUCCGGCGACGUUGAAAACUUCCUCCCCAUCCACGUCUAACCGUUGGACUACCACCAAGAGUCCACUGCAAGCUGCUCGGAAUCUGCACGAUGUCGUCGAUCAACUGCAGCUUGCCCAGAUGCUACAACCCCACCCGUUCCACGAGGAUCUGCUGCAACAUCCGCCAGAUAACAUUAACGAGUUUGUGAUGGCACGGUCACGCAACCGCGACCAUAUGCACCACGAUCCGCAGCACAAAACGGUGGUUGUGGACACGUCCAUCGAUCCGCUGCGAUCGGUUCAUCAGCAACAACCGCAACAGUCGCUGGUGGUGGGACCGAGUGCCCCCUUUCUAAGCCUCUGCGAUCAGCUGCGGUCGGCGUCGGGUAAUGGCGGGCACAUGAGACCGGUCACCAACGGUGGCUUCCAGCCGGGAGUUCACCAUUCGGCCGGCAUACCGAUAACGGGCGAGGCGACCAAAGCGUCCUCGCAGAUCAUUGUCAACUCGGCAUUCGGUGCGGGGUACGUGCCGAACACGGUUUGCUUCUAUCAGAACGCACCCCACGCGGUAGGAUCGCCGGCAGCGUACGGGUUCCGGCCUGCUGCUGCCACUGGUCCGUACGUCUACCCGAAUGGCGGUGGAUAUCCACCGUAUCAGCAGCCACCGCCGCAACACCAUCCGCAUCAUCCGGGCGCCGGAGGUAAGCAACCGUUGAAUGAUCCUGCGAUCGAUGCCCUCAUUCAACCACGCAUUGCCGAAGCUAUGAUCAACAUGCCGGUGAGCAUUCAAAAUCUCCAUCAUCCUGGUGCGCGAGCUCCGGAAGCUUCAGCGGACCCGCAUAGUCCCUUUCUGCUGUGCUCCAUGAUGCACGGUAAUGGCGCGGCCGGUCAACCUGAAGUCCACGGUACCACGGUACCAACUCCGCCGGCGCGACAUCAUUCGGCAAACGAAUCCCACCCCGAGCCGGACGAUCCCGAGGACUUGGCGUCGGUGUUUGCGGCGGGCCGGUCUUUGGCGGCUCGGGCCAAGGGUCGUCAUCACUGCCGGCGGGGCUGGGUGCCGUGCUUCAGUUCGCAUCAGUGCGUAAAGCGUAGCAGCUGGUGUGACUCGAAGACGGACUGCAUGGAUGGCAGCGACGAGAGCGCAUGCUCGUGCGUGUCCCGCCUGCCGAAGCGCAAGCUCUGCGACGGAUACGCCGACUGUCCGCUCGGGAUGGACGAGAUGGGAUGCUUCGGGUGUGAGAAGUUCUCCUUCUCGUGCUUCCACACGCCGGACGAGUAUCGGGCGGCACACCGGUCCGGUUCGAUGUGCUACACCCUGCUCGAACGGUGCGAUGGGUUCGACAAUUGUCUCAACCGGAAGGACGAACAGGACUGCACGAUGCUGGUGAAGGAUUUGGGUCACUAUCUCGCGUACUCGGUGCCCCACGCGUCCGGCGUGCUGCAUCGCAACUACCGUGGCAAAUGGUACCCGGUGUGUAACAAUCCGUCGCAGUGGGCACGGGAGGCGUGCGACGCGGAGGUCGGACCGCAGGACCGUGAACCAUUGCUGAGCCACGGGCACGGCAGUCUGCCGGGCCCGUACAUCAGUCAGCGCGCGCACAGCGAGGUGUCCCAGCCGGAGUUUAGCGAUGGGUGUAACGGGGUGUACGUGCAGGUCAAGUGUCCACCGGUGCGAUGCGGCACCAGCAAGCUGCAGGAACAGCACUUCGCCCGCAUCAGUGUCCGAUCGCGACGGCAGACCAACGAGAGCGAGAUGGUCGAGAGUGUGCGCAUCGUCGGCGGUAGCCAUGCCGAACCGGAAGCGUACCCAUUCAUUGUGGGCAUCUUCCGGGACGGCAAGUACCACUGUGGUGGUAGCAUCUACAACGAGCAUUGGAUCAUUUCAGCCGCCCAUUGCUGCGACAACUUCGAUCAGCACUUCUUCGAGGUGCGUUCGGGUAUGUUGCGCAAGCGUAGCUUCGCGCCACAGGUCCAGAUCACGCGCGUCACACACAUGAUCAUCCACCACGCGUACAGCUCGGCGCUGAUGGCCAACGACAUUGCGUUGAUGCGUGUGGAGCACCCGUUCCACUACAACCGCUGGGUGCGCCCGAUCUGUCUGCCCGAGAGGCAUCGCACUACGGACGAUCGGGAUUGGAUGUGGGGCCCCAAGCCGGGUACGGUCUGUACCGCUAUCGGUUGGGGUGCCCUCCGGGAGCGAGGUGGUGCGCCUGAUCAUCUGAUGCAGGUGUCGGUACCGAUCUUAAGCUACUGCAAACACAAAUCCGACCGUGACAGUCUGCAGAUCUGUGCCGCCGAAGAGGACGGAGGGCAUGACGCGUGCCAGGGCGACUCUGGGGGUCCGUUCGUGUGUCAGAGUAAGUCGAACCCGGCCGAAUGGUAUCUGGCCGGUGUGGUGAGCCAUGGAGAAGGCUGUGCCAGAGCGCACGAACCGGGCGUAUAUACGCGUGUGGCACUGUUCCUCGAAUGGAUCACGGAGAAGGUGAAUGCCCCAUUGCCGACACGAACCGCCCGUGCCGACUGUCCCGGAAUGCGGUGCAUCUGGGGUGGUGGUGUCUGUCUCCCGCGGGGGAAGAAGUGUAACGGAUUCGUGAACUGCCUGGGCGGUGAAGACGAAUCGGGCUGUGCGAUGGAUCAGAUGCUCCGAUCGAUGGCACACCGUGGUGAUGAAGAUAGUGACGAAGCGCAGCAUGAAACUGUCACCCAGCGAGCCUCCGAAGUGCACGAAGGUCGGCAGGUGGAUACGGCCGAUGCAAGCACAGAACCCACCACGCCCGGUUUGUUUGAAUCGGGUGAAUCAACGACGUUCACCGUUUUUGAAGCGAGUGUAGAAGCGCAGGAGAGUAUGAUCGUGACCAAGACGGCUCAGACGGAUCCCAUCACGACAACGACAGCUCGUGAAGAAGUGUCAUCUGAAUCGAGCACUGCGGAGAUCACUACCACCGCAACAAGUACAGCUCAGAGCACGCCGACAGCAGCCAUCUCGCUGGAAGUCACGACAUCCUUCCCACAGAGUUCCAGCUCUGAAUUGCCGUCCUCCACCGAAGCGCCUACAACACCCACCAAGGCAACGACAACCGAUUCGGCAAUCAUUUUCCCCGUACACGAUACCGACCAAGAGGCGAAAGAGUUUGCAUUUGUCGCACCGAUUACGUCCUCCACCACGGAGGUGAUCUGGAAGGCGUUGGAGAAAACGGUUAAAGAGGUACGUGGCCAGGCCAGGGCAGAAAAUGGUUCCUCAGUGGUGAACUUCACUGCCACGGAACAUCCGCUGCCAUCGUCCACUACGGAAACCCCACUGGAGGAGCUUCCCGAGCAUCCAUUCUUCGACGAUCUGGACGUGAUGCACCAGCAGAAACACAAACGAGUAGCCGAGUUCCGGUUGACGGUACACAAUAUGCACACGAAGACGAAUGUGCCAACGGCACCACCGAACGACACCGCACAGUAUCGGCAGUUUUCCUGCAAAAACAUCACCCAACGUAUCAAUAUGGCGCAUCGUUGCGAUCGGAUCGUCGACUGUGAGGAUGGAAGUGAUGAGCUGAACUGUACGUGCCGAGACUUCCUGCAGGACAAAUUUGACUUUCUGAUUUGCGACGGCAAGACGGACUGUCUCGACCAUACGGAUGAGCUGGGAUGCAUGAACUGCCAGGUUGGACAGUACGCGUGUCGCGUCAGUCAGGUUUGCAUUCCCCGCGUGCAGGUGUGCAACGGACAUCCGGACUGUCCGCUGCAUGAGGAUGAACUGGAUUGCUUGGCCCUCACCGAUGGACAUCGCGUGUACUUCGAUGCGAACAAUCUGACCCUGUUCCGCAACACCGGUAUCGUCACCAAAAACACGAACGGCACCUGGGAGGUGCUGUGUGGAGCGGUACUGACAGCGAAAACCGAGCAUGCGGUCGGCAAGAUUUGCUCAUUUCUAGGAUUUGCUGGCUUCCGGAACUAUUCACUGCUAUCGAUCUCACCGUCCGAGCUUCCGACCGGGUUGCUUGUAAACAGGGGCGAUCACCACUACGUCAACAUUACGGUCGAUGCCACCUGUCAAGCGUUGCGUGUUUCGUGCGUCCAACACAUCAACGCCACCGAGCACGAUAUCGCGCACUUCGAGCACAACCACACGCAGGAACCGGUGCAGGUGAACAUUCGCCCGCUGAAUCCGAUCCAUCGGCCACACCAUAUGCCGCAGAUCGUGUUCCAGGAGAACGCACACAUCGAGCUAGUGGAGAACUUUGGCGAUGAUUACGACUGGCCGUGGAAUACGAACAUCUACCUCGACGGGGUACUGAUCUGCAGUGGGCUGAUCAUCGAUGCGAGCUGGAUCAUAGUGGCGGGCAGCUGUACGCGGUUGGUCAAUCUACGGCAUCAGUAUCUGGCGGUCGUGGCCGGUGGUGCCAAAUCGUACCUAAACAUCGAGGGACCUUACGAACAGGUGGUGCGUGUCGACUGCUACCACUACAUACCGGAAGCCGAAACGGUCAUGCUGCAUCUGGCGACCAAGCUGUCCUUCAGUCGCCAUGUGCUGCCUACGUUUGUGCCGGAGAAUGAAAACGUCACCGAUAGUGAAUGUCUGGCGGUGGGACAGGACAAGUACGGUAGAACGAAAACGUUACGAGUGCAUCUCAAUGGGACAAACUGUCAAGGAGAGCGUGUUCGGUGCUAUCAUAAGGAUCUUAAGCAGCCUUACUAUCAUCACGAGUCGUGUUACACCCCGGAAGCGACACGCUCCGGUGUGAUCGUGUGCAAGACGAACCGUUCCGGCUGGUAUCCGGUAGGGUUCUACCAGCACAAACGGGGGCUCUGCGGUUUCAACGAAGUUGUUCGGGUGACCAGCUUGGUGGAAUCGUACCACAAGAUCCAGCACGUGCUGCACAACGAGAAGUGUGGCGAACAGCUGUACGACGAACCGCACUGUGCGGGAAAACGCUGCCGGUAUGGGAAGUGCGUUGGCGAGCGGCUGCUGUGCGAUCGUAAACCGGACUGUGGCGAUGGAUCGGAUGAAAGUCCCGCGUUGUGUGCCACACGCAAUCAUACCAGCAGUUGUCUACCGCAUCAGCUGCGCUGUGCAAACGAACGGUGUAUCGAUAAGGCUAACUUCUGCGACCGGAAGAAUGAUUGUGGGGACUCAACGGAUGAACCGCACGACUGCUCGUGCUACACAUACUUGAAAAUCACUGACCCGGGAAAAAUUUGCGACGGAGUGCGCAAUUGUUGGGACAAAUCGGAUGAAAACCCGCGCGUCUGUCGGUGUCACGCCACCAGCUUCCGGUGCGGUGAGUCGGACAUUUGUGUGCCGUACGAUUUUGUCUGCGACAAGGAGCGCGAUUGCCCGGACGGGGAGGACGAACAGUACUGUUACGCACUGCAGCAGAACUCUUACGAAGCCGGGUACGGGGAGCUGAUGGAGCAAAGCUUUGGCAUCUGGCACUCGAAGUGCUUCCCGAAGGCGACCCAGUUUGACGAUGAGUACAUGCGGCGGAUCUGCGAACAGCUCGGCUACAGCCAGGUACGCAAGAUCUACGGACGGGCGAUCGUGGAGGGUGCCCGGUUGCGUACGGCCAACGAAACCGAAAGUGCCGUCGAUAAGCUGCGCCGGUCGGCGACGAAAACGAUCGUGCAGAACAAAUUUUCCAAGGUGAUCAUCAACAGGAACCACACGUUCUACAUGAAACCGAGCCGGCCAAUGUUUAAGGUGAUCAACUGGAACUACGAGGAUGAGCAGAACUGUCACCGGCUGGAGUUGUUGUGUGCACCGUGA
Messenger RNA from Anopheles marshallii, 6885 nucleotides. It is a transcript of the gene ndl, whose product is annotated as serine protease nudel. The transcript has 15 exons. The record is from RefSeq and is a predicted model, not a curated record. Gene Ontology annotation, molecular function: protein binding; serine-type endopeptidase activity. Gene Ontology annotation, biological process: proteolysis. NCBI's taxonomy places the organism in Eukaryota, Metazoa, Arthropoda, Insecta, Diptera, Culicidae. Bases 1 to 6885 code for a protein of 2294 amino acids.